AUGAAAGUUUAUUCAAUUUCAAUUUACUCCAAAGAUUCUCGUAAUGAAGUUAUUAGGUUGACUGCAGAGUACGAUCUCUCAAGUUUUGGUUUCUUUCAGCGCAGCACUGUUCAGGAUAUUAUUAUGGUAAUUUCUAAAGCAAUUGCAGCGGGAACGAAACCCGGUCAAAGACAACGCGUUGAAGAACAACCCUAUGUAGGUUAUGUUUACUCUCGUUCCGACAUUCCUCUUACAGGAGUCAUGAUUACAGAUGAAGAAUAUCCACAACGUGUAUCAUUCUCUGUAUUGAACAAGAUUCUUGACGAAUUCCUCAUAAAAUUUCCUCAUAAUGAUUUUUCUAAAGUUGGUACAAUCUCUUACCCAGAAUUAAAAACUUAUAUAGUUAAAUAUCAAGAUCCCAAGCAAGCAGAUCAGAUUGUAAAAGUACAAGAACAAUUGGAUGAAACAAAACAAGUCAUGAAUCGAACAAUUGAAUCCCUUUUACAACGUGGGGAAAAGUUGGACGAUUUGAUAGAUAGGUCACAAGAGAUUUCUUUUCAAUCUAAAGCAUUUUAUAAACAAGCUAGAAAGACAAAUAGUUGCUGUACUAUUUCAUGA
This is a messenger RNA of Funneliformis mosseae, 597 nucleotides long. NCBI's taxonomy places the organism in Eukaryota, Fungi, Glomeromycota, Glomeromycetes, Glomerales, Glomeraceae. The record is from the annotation of a GenBank genome assembly.